AUGUCGAAGAAACCCAGCGUAUUAUUCGUCUGCGUCCACAAUGCCGGUCGCUCCCAAAUAGCCGCCGGCUACCUUUAUCACCUCGCCGGUGACGCCAUCGAAGUCCGCUCUGCCGGCUCCGCCCCCGCCGAGUCCACCAACCCGGUGGUAAUCGCAGCAAUGCGAGAAGAAGGCAUCGACCUCACGGGCCAAAAGCCGAAAAUGCUCACCCCCGAUGCUGUUCAAAGCAGCGAUGUGGUCAUCACGAUGGGCUGCGGCGAUGUUUGUCCUGUCUUCCAAGGGAAGCGGUAUCUGAAUUGGGAGCUGGAUGACCCGGCUGGGCGAGGCAUGGAGGCCGUACGGCCGAUCCGGGAUGAGAUCUGUCGUCGUGUGGAGGGUCUUAUUGCUGAGCUUCUGCGGGAUGGCUGAACUGCACUUGUGCGUGGUUGCGGUGAUGGCGAUGGCGAUGGCAAUAGUAGUGGGUGGCUUUAU
This is a messenger RNA of Aspergillus heteromorphus CBS 117.55, 471 nucleotides long. RefSeq names its product arsenate reductase ArsC. The record is from RefSeq and is a predicted model, not a curated record. NCBI's taxonomy places the organism in Eukaryota, Fungi, Ascomycota, Eurotiomycetes, Eurotiales, Aspergillaceae. The coding region runs from base 1 to 408 and encodes 135 amino acids. The transcript has a single exon.